AUGUGUUAUUAUGUAGCGUAGCCGCUACAUGUCUCAGCAGUCCUUCCUAUAAGUGUUAAUUCCUCCUCUGGCAGCAUUGAGUCCUGUUACACCACACCCUCCUCAGGCACUGUCUCUAUGAGACACACGCUGAGUGGACAAAUCACUAAGAACCCCUGCUCUUUCCAUGACAUAGACUGACCAGGUGAAUCCAGGUGAAAGCUAUGAUCCCUUAUUGAUGUCACUUGUUUUAAUCCACUUCAAUCAGUGUAGAUGAAGGGGAGGAGACAGGUUAAAGAAGGAUUUUUCAGCCUUGAGACAAUUGAGACAUGGAUUGUGUAUGUGUGCCAUUCAGAGGGUGAAUGGGCAAGACAAAAGAUUGAAGUGCCUUUGAACGGGGUACGGUAGUAGGUGCCAGACGCACCGGUUUGUGCCAAGAACUGCAACGCUGCAGGGUUUUUCACGCUCAUCAGUUUCCCGUGUAUCAAGAAUGGUCCACCACCCAAAGGACAUCCAGCCAACUUGACACAACUGUUGGAAGCAUUGGAGUCAACAUGGGCCAGCAUCCCUGUGGAACGCUUUUGACUCUAGUAGAGUUCAUGCCCCGACGAAUUGAGGCUGUUAAAAGGUCAAAAGUGUGUGGGGGGGGGGGGGGGGUGCAACUCAAUAUUCGGAAGGUGUUACUAAUGUUUGGUAAACAUUUUACAUUUUAGUCAUUUAGCAGACGCUCUUAUCCAGAGCGUCUUACAGUUAGUGAGUGCAUACAUUUUCAUACUGGCCCUCCCGUGGGAAACGAACCCACAACCCUGGCAUUGCAAGCGCCAUGCCCUACCAACUGAGCUACAGGGGACUAACCUACAACCUCACUGCAGAGAACAGACCAGGCUAUCUAGUAUCUACCCCACAGGCUGAACCAACCUCACUGCAGAGAACAGACCAGGCUAUCUAGUAUCUACCCCACAGGCUGAACCAACCUCACUGCAGAGAACAGACCAGGCUAUCUAGUAUCUACCCCACAGGCUGAACCAACCUCACUGAAGAGAACAGACCAGGCUAUCUAGUAUCGACCCCCCCAGGCUGAACCAACCUCACUGCAGAGAACAGACCAGGCUAUCUAGUAUCUACCCCACAGGCUGAACCAACCUCACUGCAGAGAACAGACCAGGCUAUCUAGUAUCUACCCCACAGGCUGAACCAACCUCACUGCAGAGAACAGACCAGGCUAUCUAGUAUCUACCCCACAGGCUGAACCAACCUCACUGCAGAGAACAGACCAGGCUAUCUAGUAUCUACCCCACAGGCUGAACCAACCUCACUGCAGAGAACAGACCAGGCUAUCUAGUAUCUACCCCACAGGCUGAACCAACCUCACUGCAGAGAACAGACCAGGCUAUCUAGUAUCUACCCCACAGGCUGAACCAACCUCACUGCAGAGAACAGACCAGGCUAUCUAGUAUCUACCCCACAGGCUGAACCAACCUCACUGCAGAGAACAGACCAGGCUAUCUAGUAUCUACCCCACAGGCUGAACCAACCUCACUGCAGAGAACAGACCAGGCUAUCUAGUAUCUACCCCACAGGCUGAACCAACCUCACUGCAGAGAACAGACCAGGCUAUCUAGUAUCUACCCCACAGGCUGAACCAACCUCACUGCAGAGAACAGACCAGGCUAUCUAGUAUCUACCCCACAGGCUGAACCAACCUCACUGCAGAGAACAGACCAGGCUAUCUAGUAUCUACCCCACAGGCUGAACCAACCUCACUGCAGAGAACAGACCAGGCUAUCUAGUAUCUACCCCACAGGCUGAACCAACCUCACUGCAGAGAACAGACCAGGCUAUCUAGUAUCUACCCCACAGGCUGAACCAACCUCACUGCAGAGAACAGACCAGGCUAUCUAGUAUCUACCCCACAGGCUGAACCAACCUCACUGCAGAGAACAGACCAGGCUAUCUAGUAUCUACCCCACAGGCUGAACCAACCUCACUGCAGAGAACAGACCAGGCUAUCUAGUAUCUACCCCACAGGCUGAACCAACCUCACUGCAGAGAACAGACCAGGCUAUCUAGUAUCUACCCCACAGGCUGAACCAACCUCACUGCAGAGAACAGACCAGGCUAUCUAGUAUCUACCCCACAGGCUGAACCAACCUCACUGCAGAGAACAGACCAGGCUAUCUAGUAUCUACCCCACAGGCUGAACCAACCUCACUGCAGAGAACAGACCAGGCUAUCUAGUAUCUACCCCACAGGCUGAACCAACCUCACUGCAGAGAACAGACCAGGCUAUCUAGUAUCUACCCCACAGGCUGAACCAACCUCACUGCAGAGAACAGACCAGGCUAUCUAGUAUCUACCCCACAGGCUGAACCAACCUCACUGCAGAGAACAGACCAGGCUAUCUAGUAUCUACCCCACAGGCUGAACCAACCUCACUGCAGAGAACAGACCAGGCUAUCUAGUAUCUACCCCCACAGGCUGAACCAACCUCACUGCAGAGAACAGACCAGGCUAUCUAGUAUCUACCCCACAGGCUGAACCAACCUCACUGCAGAGAACAGACCAGGCUAUCUAGUAUCUACCCCACAGGCUGAACCAACCUCACUGCAGAGAACAGACCAGGCUAUCUAGUAUCUACCCCCCCAGGCUGAACCAACCUCACUGCAGAGAACAGACCAGGCUAUCUAGUAUCUACCCCACAGGCUGAACCAACCUCACUGCAGAGAACAGACCUGGCGAUCCACCUCUUUCCUGUCUUCUAGAUGUUUCUAGUCAGUGUAUUUUAGUACAGGGUUGUUUAUAUAAAGGUGUAAAGAGACUUCCUUUCCCUGGAGGACAAUACAUGUAGUUUCCUGUUGUGUUGUAGUCGUGCUCUCUCUCUCCUCUGUGGGUGGUUUCUACAACCGCUCAGUCACUCUGUUGAUUAGCCACAGGGGUGCAGGCUUUCAUUCUAGCCCUGCAGUAACGUAGCAUCUUCAGAUAAUCCCGUCCCCACCAGAAUGAAAAAAAAACAUGAUUUUAGUUCAGCGUUGGAAACGGGUGUGUUAGUGAAGGCCUGGAGCAAAGUCCUGCACACCCCAGUCAAGGGUUGACAUUAACUUUUACAGCCACUUGUUCUUUUAGCCACUCCUCCGUCUCUCUCCUCUCCCCCUCUCCUCUCCCCCAUCUCGCCCAAACUCCCACUCUGAGCUCUGUCGCCCUUGCGCGUCCUCUCGCUGCCUGAGGGCACACACUUAAUAUGUUGUGAAAUCUGUUAUGAAUGUAUUGCAAUGUUUUUUUUAAAAUGUAUAACCGCCUUAAUUUUGCUGGACCCCAGGAAGAGUAGCUGCUGCCUUGGCAGGAACUAAUGGGGAUCCAUAAUAAAUACAAAUAUCAACACCUAGUCCACAUACCAACACCUAACCCAACACCUAGUCCACAUACCAACACCUAACCCAACACCUAGUCCACAUACCAACACCUAACACCUAGUCCACAUACCAACACCUAGUCCACAUACCAACACCUAGUCCACAUACCAACACCUAACCAGCACCUAGUCCACAUACCAACACCUAACCCAACACCUAGUCCACAUACCAACACCUAGUCCACAUACCAACACCUAGUCCACAUACCAACACCUAGUCCACAUACCAACACCUAGACCACAUACCAACACCUAGUCCACAUACCAACACCUAGUCCACAUACCAACACCUAACACCUAGUCCACAUACCAACACCUAACACCUAGUCCACAUACCAACACCUAGUCCACAUACCAACACCUAACACCUAGUCCACAUACCAACACCUAGUCCACAUACCAACACCUAGUCCACAUACCAACACCUAGUCCACAUACCAACACCUAGUCCACAUACCAACACCUAGUCCACAUACAACACCUAACCCAACACCUAGUCCACAUACCAACACCUAGUCCACAUACCAACACAUAGUCCACAUACCAACACAUAGUCCACAUACCAACACCUAGUCCACAUACCAACACCUAGUCCACAUACCAACACCUAACCCAACACCUAGUCCACAUACCAACACCUAAGCCAACACCUAGUCCACAUUCCAACACCUAGUCCACAUACCAACACCUAGUCCACUUACCAACACCUAGUCCACAUACCAACACCUAGCUUGCCCGCUUUCUCUCUUCUAAGAGAUUUUGUUGCCAUGGAGGCAGAUCUUUUCCAAAUCCUGUUGUAUAACAGAGACUAGAGUUUUUUCCCUGUUCUCACAAGUCAUCGGAGGGGAGGGGAGUAACACACCUGUGACUGUAAUGUGAUCUCUACGCUCUGGGCUCUUGGCCAUGUUUGCAAACAGACACACAGAGAUUCUGUUCUCCUAGAAGUGGUGUGGAAUUACCAGACUGCCGCUGCGCUACACCGCCUGGUGUCCAUGAUAUUCUCCUGGGAGGGAGAGAGAGCGAAGGGGAACACUGUCACUAAGUGUGUCGUGUGUCUGUGUUAGUCAGUGGCUGGAUCAGGAGAAGUGUGGAGACAGGCAGACAGACAGGCAGGCAGGCAGGCGGGCAGACAGACAGACAGGCAGGCAUGCAGGCAUGCAGGCAGGCAGGCAGGCAGGCAGGCAGGCAGGCAGACAGGCAGACAGCCAGCUGAAAGGUUUUAGUAUAGAUGAUAGAGGAGGUGGAAGCAGGAGAAGUUCUGGUGUCUGACACUCACAUCAAAGUACACAGGAGGAGAAUCCAACCUAACUCAUUUGUCUCUUCCUCCUCUCCUCCUCUCCUCCUCUUCCUCCCUCCUCCUCUCCUCCUCUGCAGUGUCAGAACAUAUCAAAUCCAGGCAGAGUCCUGAUCCUCGGCCCGCCAAUCUGAACGACAACCUCCCCACUACAUACACACACACACACACACACACACACACACACACACACACACACACAUUCUGCUCCGAGCAUCUUCAGCGAUGCCAACAGGGUUCCAGCCAGCCGCCAGCCCCUCUCCCAGGCUAGUCCCGUGUGUCCAGCCCUGAACCCUGACCUCCUAACCACUAGCUGACCCCGUGGCUCUAGGAACCCCCGGUGCAGCUGUCCUCCACACAGCCAGGGGGCGCCCUGACCCGGACCGCCACCGGACAGGCAGCGCCACUAACAGGUAAUAAAAUGUAGAUUCGAUUUCUAUGAACAUUACCUCACCUCACCUAGGCUACAUCUGAAAUGGCAUUAUUCCUCUAUGGUUCAGUAGGUUAACACUGCCAACACUAAGGUCCUCUAUGUCUCAGUAGGUUAACACUGCCAACACUAAGGUCCUCUAUGUCUCAGUAGGUUAACACUGCCAACACUAAGGUCCUCUAUGGCUCAGUAGGUUAACACUGCCAACACUAAGGUCCCUAUGUCAGUAGGUUAACACUGCCAACACUAAAGGUCCUCUAUGUCUCAGUAGGUUAACACUGCCAACACUAAGGUCCUCUAUGGCUCAGUAGGUUAACACUGCCAACACUAAGGUCCUCUAUGGUUCAGUAGGUUAACACUGCCAACACUAAGGUCCUCUAUGUCUCAGUAGGUUAACACUGCCAACACUAAGGUCCUCUAUGUCUCAGUAGGUUAACACUGCCAACACUAAGGUCCUCUAUGUCUCAGUAGGUUAACACUGCCAACACUAAGGUCCUCUAUGUCUCAGUAGGUUAACACUGCCAACACUAAGGUCCUCUAUGGCUCAGUAGGUUAACACUGCCAACACUAAGGUCCUCUAUGUCUCAGUAGGUUAACACUGCCAACACUAAGGUCCUCUAUGUCUCAGUAGGUUAACACUGCCAACACUAAGGGUCCUCUAUGUCUCAGUAGGUUAACACUGCCAACACUAAGGUCCUCUAUGUCUCAGUAGGUUAACACUGCCAACACUAAGGUCCUCUAUGGUUCAGUAGGUUAACACUGCCAACACUAAGGUCCUCUAUGGCUCAGUAGGUUAACACUGCCGACACUAAGGUCCUCUAUGGCUCAGUAGGUUAACACUGCCAACACUAAGGUCCUCUAUGUCUCAGUAGGUUAACACUGCCAACACUAAGGUCCUCUAUGGUCUCAGUAGGUUAACACUGCCAACACUAAGGUCCUCUAUGGUCUCAGUAGGUUAACACUGCCAACACUAAGGUCCUCUAUGUCUCAGUAGGUUAACACUGCCAACACUAAGGUCCUCUAUGUCUCAGUAGGUUAACACUGCCAACACUAAGGUCCUCUAUGGCUCAGUAGGUUAACACUGCCAACACUAAGGUCCUCUAUGGCUCAGUAGGUUAACACUGCCAACACUAAGGUCCUCUAUGUCUCAGUAGGUUAACACUGCCAACACUAAGGUCCUCUAUGUCUCAGUAGGUUAACACUGCCAACACUAAGGUCCUCUAUGUCUCAGUAGGUUAACACUGCCAACACUAAGGUCCUCUAUGUCUCAGUAGGUUAACACUGCCAACACUAAGGUCCUCUAUGGCUCAGUAGGUUAACACUGCCACACUAAGGUCCUCUAUGGCUCAGUAGGUUAACACUGCCAACACUAAGGUCCUCUAUGUCUCAGUAGGUUACACUGCCAACACUAAGGUCCUCUAUGGUCUCAGUAGUUAACACUGCCAACACUAAGGUCCUCUAUGGUUCAGUCGGUUAACACUGCCAACACUAAGGUCCUCUAGGGUCUUGGUUACACUGCCGACACGAAGGGCCUCUAUGCCAGUAGGUUAACACUGCCAACACUAAGGUCCUCUAUGGUCUCAGUAGGUUAACACUGCCACACUAAGGUCCUCUAUGUCUCAGUAAGGUUAACACUGCCAACACUAAGGUCCUCUAUGGCUCAGUAGGUUACACUGCCAACACUAAGGUCCUCUAUGGCUCAGUAGGUUAACACUGCCAACACUAAGGUCCUCUAUGUCUCAGUAGGUUAACACUGCCAACACUAAGGUCCUCUAUGGCUCAGUAGGUUCUCCUAAGCCUUAUGUCUGUUAACACGAACCACUAAGGUCCUCUAUGGCUCAGUAGGUUAACACUGCCACACUAAGGUCCUCUAUGCUCAGUAGGUUAACACUGCCAACACUAAGGUCCUCUUGUCUCAGUAGGUUAACACUGCCAACACUAAGGUCCUCUAUGGUCUCAGUAGGUUAACACUGCCAACACUAGGUCCUCUAUGGCUCAGAGGUUACAGACUGCCAACACUAAGGUCCUCUAUGGCUCAGUAGGUUAAUAACACUGCCAACACUAAGGUCCUCUAUGUGCUCAGUAGGUUAACACUGCCACACUAAGGUCCUCUAUGUCUCAGUAGGUUAACACUGCCAACACUAAGGUCCUCUAUGGUCUCAGUAGGUUAACACUGCCAACACUAAGGUCCUCUAUGGCUCAGUAGGUUAACACUGCCAACACUAAGGUCCUCUAUGGCUCGUAGGUUAACACUGCCAACACUAAGGUCCUCUUAGGUCUCAGUAGGUUAACACUGCCACAACUAAGGUCCUCUAGUGGCUCAGUAGGUUAACACUGCCAACACUAGGUCCUCAUGGCUCAGUAGGUUAACCUGCAACACUGGUCGUGUAGUUCCAGUGGUAAUACAUGAACUAAUGUGUCAUCUAUGGGCCUCAGGUAGUUAGAACAAAGCUGUAGUGUCUGUAGGGUGGUGGUGGUAUAAUGAACUAGACAGUAGUGUGGUAGUGUCUGUAGGGUGUGGUGGUUAAAAUGAACUAGACCGUAGUGGUGGUAGUGUCUUAUGGUGUGGUGGUAAUAAUGAACUAGACAUUAGUGGUGGUAGUGUCUGUAGGGUGGUGUGGUGGUAAUAAUGAACUAGACAUAGUGGUGGUAGUGUCCUGUAGGGGUGUGGUGGUGGUAAUAAUGAACUAGACAGUAGUGGUGGUAGUGUCUGUAGGGGUGGUGGUGGUAAUAAUGAACUAGACAGUAGUGGUGUAGUGUCUGUAAGGGGUGGGGUAAUAAUGAACUAGACAGUAGUGGUGGUAGUGUCUGUAGGGGGAUGGUGGUGGUAAUAAUGAACUAGACAGUAGUGGUGGUAGUGUCUGUAGGGUGGUGGUGGUAAUAAAUGAACUAGACAGUAGUGGUGGUAGUGUCUGUAGGGGUGGUGGUGGUGGUAAUAAUGAACUAGACAGUAGUGGUGGUAGUGUCUGUAGGGGAGGUGGUGGUAAUAAUGAACUAGACAGUAGUGGUGGUAGUGUCUGUAGGGGAGGUGGUGGUAAUAAUGAACUAGAACAGUAGUGGUGGUAUGUCCUGUAGGGGUGGUGGUGGUGGUAAUAAUGAACUAGACAGUAGUGGUGGUAGUGUCUGUAGGGGUGGUGGUGGUGGUAAUAAUGAACUAGACAGUAGUGGUGGUAGUGUCUGUAGGGGUGGUGGUGGUAAUAAUGAACUAGACAGUAGUGGUGGUAGUGUCUGUAGGGGUGUGGUGGGUGGUAAUAAUGACUAGACAGUAGUGGUGGUAGUGUCUGUAGGGGUGGUGGUGGGUGGUAAUAAUGAACUAGACAGUAGUGGUGUAGUGUCUGUAGGGGUGGUGGUGGUGGUAAUAAUGACACUAGACAGUAGUGGUUGUAGUGUCUGUAGGGGGGUGGUGGUGGUAAUAAUGAACUAGACAGUAGUGGUGGUAGUGUCUGUAGGGGGUGGUGGUGGUGGUAAUAAUGAACUAGACAGUAGUGGUGGUAGUGUCUGUAGGGGGGGGGGUGGUGGUAAUAAUGAACUAGACAGUAGUGGUGGUAGUGUCUGUAGGGGUGGUGGUGGUAAUAAAUGAACUAGACAGUAGUGGUGGUAGUGUCUGUAGGGUGUGGUUGGUGGUAAUAAUGAACUAGACAGUAGUGGUGGUAGUGUCUGUAGGGGUGGUGGUGGUGGUAAUAAUGAACUAGACAGUAGUGGUGGUAGUGUCUGUAGGGGUGGUGGUGGUGGUAAUAAUGAACUAGACAGUAGUGGUGGUAGUGUCUGUAGGGGGGUGGUGGUGGUAAUAAUGAACUAGACAGUAGUGGUGGUAUGUCCUGUAGGGGGUGGUGGUGGUGGUAAUAAGAACUAGACAGUAGUGGUGGUAGUGUCUGUAGGGGUGGGUGGUGGUGGUAAUAAUGAACUAGACAGUAGUGGUGGUAGUGUCUGUAGGGGGUGGUGGUGGUGGUAAUAAUGAACUAGACAGUAGUGGUGGUAGUGUCUGUAGGGGUGGUGGGUGGUGGUAAUAAUGAACUAGACAGUAGUGGUGGUAGUGUCUGUAGGGGGGUGGUGGUGGUAAUAAUGAACUAGACAGUAGUGGUGGUAGUGUCUGUAGGGGUGGGGGUGGGUGGUAAUAAUGAACUAGACAGUAGUGGUGGUAGUGUCUGUAGGGGUGGUGGUGGUGGUAAUAAUGAACUAGACAGUAGUGGUGGUAGUGUCUGGUAGGGGUGGGUGGUGGUAAUAAUGAACUAGACAGUAUGGUGGUAGUGUCUGUAGGGGGUGGGGUGGUGGUAAUAAUGAACUAGACAGUAGUGGUGGUAGUGUCUGUAGGGGGGUGGUGGGUAAUAAUGAACUAGACAGUAGUGGUGGUAGUGUCUGUAGGGGGUGGGUGGUAUGAAUGAACUAGACAGUAGUGGUGGUAGUGUCUGUAGGGGUGGUGGGGUGGUGGUAAUAAUGAACUAGACAGUAGUGGUGGGUAGUGUCUGUAGGGGUGGUGGUGGUGGUAAUAAUGAACUAGACAGUAGUGGUGGUAGUGUCUGUAGGGGGGUGGUGGUGGUAAUAAUGAACUAGACAGUAGUGGUGGUAGUGUCUGUAGGGGGGGUGGUGGUAAUAAUGAACUAGACAGUAGUGGUGGUAGUGGUCUGUAGGGGGGUGGUGGUGGGUAAUAAUGAACUAGACAGUAGUGGUGGUAGUGUCUGUAGGGGUGGUGGUGGUGGUGGUAAUAUGAACUAGACAGUAGUGGUGGUAGUGUCUGUAGGGGUGGUGGGUGGUGGGUAAUAAUGAACUAGACAGUAGUGUGGUAGUGUCUGUGGGUGGUGGGUAAUAAUGAACUAGACAGUAGUGGUGGUAGUGUCUGUAGGGGUGUGGUGGUGGUGGUAAUAAUGAACUAGACAGUAGUGGUGGUAGUGUCUGUAGGGGUGGGUGGUGUAAUAAUGAACUAGACAGUAGUGGUGGUAGUGUCUGUAGGGGUGGUGGUGGUAAUAAUGAACUAGACAUAGUGGUGGUAGUGUCUGUAGGGUGGUGGUGGUGGUAAUAAUGAACUAGACAGUAGUGGUGGUAGUGUCUGUAGGGGUGGUGGUGGUGGUGGUAAUAAUGAACUAGACAGUAGUGGUGGUAGUGUCUGUAGGGGUGGUGGUGGUGGUAUAAUGAACUAGACAGUAGUGGUGGUAGUGUCUGUAGGGGGUGGUGGUGGUAAUAAUGAACUAGACAGUAGUGGUGGUAGUGUCUGUAGGGGUGGUGGUGGUGUAAUAUGAACUAGACAUAGUGGUGGUAGUGUCUGUAGGGGUGGUGGUGGUGGUAAUAAUGAACUAGACAGUAGUGGUGGUAGUGUCUGUAGGGGUGGUGGUAAUAAUGAACUAGACAGUAGUGGUGGUAGUGUCUGUAGGGGUGGGGUGGUGGUAAUAAUGAACUAGACAGUAGUGGUGGUAGUGUCUGUAGGGGGUGGUGGUGGUGGUAAUAAUGAACUAGACAGUAGUGGUGGUAGUGUCUGUAGGGGUGGUGGUGGUAAUAAUGAACUAGACAGUAGUGGUGGUAGUGUCUGUAGGGGUGGUGGUGGUGGUAAUAAUGAACUAGACAGUAGUGGUGGUAGUGUCUGUAGGGGGGGUGGUGGUGGUAAUAAUGAACUAGACAGUAGUGGUGGUAGUGUCUGUAGGGGUGGUGUGGUGGUGGUAAUAAUGAACUAGACAUUAGUGGUGGUAGUGUCUGUAGGGGUGGUGGUGGUAAUAAUGAACUAGACAGUAGUGGUGGUAGUGUCUGUAGGGGUGGUGGUGGUGGUAAUAAUGAACUAGGCAGUAGUGGUGGUAGUGUCUGUAGGGGUGGUGGUGGUAAUAAUGAACUAGACAGUAGUGGUGGUAGUGUCUGUAGGGGUGGUGGUGGUAAUAAUGAACUAGACAGUAGUGGUGGUAGUGUCUGUAGGGGUGGUGGUGGUAAUAAUGAACUAGACAGUAGUGGUGGUAGUGUCUGUAGGGGUGGUGUUAAUAAUGAACUAGACAGUAGUGUGGUAGUUCUGUAGGGGGGGUGGUGGUAAUAAUGAACUAGACAGUAGUGGUGGUAGUGUCUGUAGGGGGUGGUGGUGGUGGUAAUAAUGAACUAGACAUUAGUGGUGGUAGUGGUCUGUAGGGGUGGUGGUGGUGGUAAUAUGAACUAGACAGUAGUGGUGGUAGUGUCUGUAGGGGUGGUGGUGGUGGUAAUAAUGAACUAGACAGUAGUGGUGGUGUCUGUAGGGGUGGUGGUGGUGUUAAUACGUUUGUAGUGUACCUAGACAGUAUCUAAACUAGGAGCAGGUGGUAGUGUACCUAGACAGUAUCUAAACUAGGAGCAGGUGGUAGUGUACCUAGACAGUAUCUAAACUAGGACCAACUGAGUGGUCAUGUUGCUCGUCUCUUCUUUUAAACCUGCUUUAUUUCUUCUGCUGCUGUUUAACAUUCUAUUAUGGGUUUUUACUCUCUCUGUCUCUCAUGUUCUCUCUCUCUCUCUCUCAUGUUCUCUCUCAUGUUCUCUCUCUCUCUGUCUCUCUCAUGUUCUCUCUCUUGUUCUCUCUCUCUCUGUCUCUCUCUCAUGUUCUCUCUCUCUCUCUGUCUCUCUCUCAUGUUCUCUCUCUCUCUCUAUCUCUAUCUGUCUAUCUAUCUAUCAAUGUAUCUUUCUCUCUCCUACUCUCUCUCGCUCUCCCAUGUUCUCUCUAUCUAUCCUCUCUCUCUCUCUUUAUCCUCCUCUCUCUCAUGUUCUUGCCUCUCUUCUGUCUUGUAUCCUAGGCAUGGCUCCAAUUCGGGACUCGGUCAACCACUCCCCUAACCAAACAGGUGACAACCUUUGACCUUGCCUCCUGUUGUCUCUGCCUCUGAACCUCUCCCUCCACUACUACAGUCAGACAACAAGUGCAUUCCUGAAGUCCCCCCAGGAGCUCACGUUAACGUUAAUGCUGUUAUGUCGACUCAGUGUGUCGGUCCUUGUCUGAUCUUGCCUGCUGUCCACCUUUAGAUAGUCUCACCUUGCCUGCUGUCCACCUUUAGAUAGUCUCACCUUGCCUGCUGUCCACCUUUAGAUAGUCUCACCUUGCCUGCUGUCCACCUUUAGAUAGUCUCACCAUUGCCUGCUGUCCACUUUUAAGAUAGUCCCACCUUGCCUGCUGUCCACUUUAGAUAGUCUCACCUUGCCUGCUGUCCACCUUUAGAUAGUCUCACCUUGCCUGCUGUCCACCUUUAGAUAGUCUCACCUUGCCUGCUGUCCACCUUUAGAUAGUCUCACCUUGCCUGCUGUCCACCUUUAGAUAGUCUCACCUUGCCUGCUGUCCACUUUUAGAUAGUCUCACCUUGCCUGCUGUCCACUUUUAGAUAGUCUCACCUUGCCUGCUGUCCACCUUUAGAUAGUCUCACCUUGCCUGCUGUCCACCUUUAGAUAGUCUCACCUUGCUGCUGUCCACCUUUAGAUAGUCUCACCUUGCCUGCUGUCCACCUUUAGAUAGUCUCACCUUGCCUGCUGUCCACCUUUAGAUAGUCUCACCUUGCCUGCUGUCCACCUUUAGAUAGUCUCACCUUGCCUGCUGUCCACCUUAAACUACUUUUGUCACAGCAUGGCUCCUACAAAGGUAGGGGUUAGGGUACAAAGGUAGGGGUUAGGGUACAAAGGUAGGGGUUAGGGUACAAAGGUAGGGGUUAGGGUACAAAGGCACAGACAGCUAGAGAGGAUGGAGGGAGGGAGGGAGAGAGGAGGGAGAGGGAGCAUUCUGACUUGGCAGCCAUCGUGUGUGUGUGUGUGACUGACGAGAAUGAAAGCGGCUUUCCAGAGAACCAGGGUGGCUAAUUCUGAGAAGAACGGAUAGAGAUGAGAAUAGAGGGGGUUGGAGGGAUAUAGGAGACAUGAAAGGCUUCCUUUAGUACUGAGAAGAGCUGCUAGCAGUAGAAGAACCAACAGCCCCCCCUCUCCAAUGUCCUUCCUUUUCCCUCCCCUGUCUCCCCCCGUCUCCCUCCCUCCUCCGUCUCCACUGCUCCUCCUGCUCCCCCCUCUCCCCGUCCCCCCCUUCUCCUCCCCCUCCCCCCCGUCUCCUCCCCGUCUCCCCCCUCCCCUCCUCCCCUCACCCCCUCCCCCCCUCCCUCUCCGCUCCCCUCCCUCCACUCUCCCCCCUCCCCCCCCCUCCCUCCCUCCCUCCCUCCUCCCUCUCCCCCGUCUCCCUCCCCCCCUCCUCCCCCCUCCCCCCCCUCUCCCCUCCCCCCUCCCUCUCCCACUGCUCCCUCCCUCCCUCCCCCCCCUCUCUCCCCUCUCCCCCCCCCGUCCCUCCCCCCCCUCCCUCCCUCCUCCCUCCCUCCCCCCCCCUCCCUCCCCCCUCCCCUCCCUCCCUCGCCCCCCCCCCCGUCUCCCGUCUCCCUCCCCCCUCCUGUCUCCCCCCCCCACUCCCCUCUCCUCCCCCCCCCCCCCCCCCACCCUCCCCUCCCUCAAUGUCUGAUUCCUGUGGUAGGCUUUGUAACAUCAUGCUGCUGAAACCAAAAUGGUGCCAGCUGACUAGCCGACACACAACCACUGCCGAAACAAAAUGGUGGCAGCUGACUAGACCGACACACACACUGCCGAAACAAAAUGGUGGCAGCUGACUAGACCGACACACACACUGCUGAAACAAAAUGGUGGCAGCUGACUAGACCGACACACACACUGCUGAAACAAAAUGGUGGCAGCUGACUAGACCGACACACACUGUGAAUGUCUGCAUCGUUAUCACAGACAACACUGGGGCUUUAGGUUAGAGUGGCACGUUGAGAGCAAUAGUGUUACUGAGAUCAGAGAAACCUCUGGGAGACUUACACACAAUGCACCUUUCCUUCUUUUCACUAAGUAACAGGGUGUAUGUCUGGGUUCAAUCCCACAGCUUCCACCAAUCCACACGUUAAAAUCAAUGAUUUAGUUGAAAGCAAGAAGAUUUGUCCUGGUGUGUGUGUGUUCUCUGUAGAGCUAACCAACCUCCACCAACGACCUCUUCCCCCCCCCCCCCGCCGCCUUUCUGUUCCCCAGGUCUGGACCACCCUGGCCUGGAUUCGCAGUAUGACAAUUCCCCCUGGAGCUCUGGUUCUCCCUGCGACAGCAACAGUAACUGGGGCAAGGUGAGUUCUCUCUGACCUUCUCCAAAUGUACAUGUAAAUCCUGCCAUGUUUUUUUCACUUGUAUUUGAACUUGAACGUUAUAUGCGGAGGUGGCCUACGGGGAAACCUGUCGGACGUCGCGCCAAAAAUCAGUUUUUUUUGUGGAAAUUUAGAUUUUGGUUGUUUUUGAAUACUUAAAAAAAAAAAAAACUAAAUAGUAUGAUUUACUUAAGGAACAUUUUCCAAGGUUAGCUAGCAUGCGCAAUGUGAAAACGCUAGCUCAAACUUCCCUGACUCGAUCAGACUGGUUUAGACUGAAUAGUGAACUAGCUAGUUAGUAAUGAAAUCAGGCUGGUUUAGACUGAAUAGUGAACUAGCUAGUUAGUAAUGAAAUCAGACUGGUUUAGACUGAAUAGUGAACUAGCUAGUUAGUAAUGAAAUCAGACUGGUUUAGACUGAAUAGUGAACUAGCUAGUUAGUAAUGAAAUCAGACUGGUUUAGACUGACAUAGUGAAACUAGCUAGUUAGUAAUGAAAUCAGACUGGUUUAGACUGAAUAGUGAACUAGCUAGUUAGUAAUGAAAUCAGACUGGUUUAGACUGAAUAUUGAACUAGCUAGUUAGUAAUGAAAUCAGAACGGUUUAGACUGAAUAGUGAACUAGCUAGUUAGUAAUGAAAUCAGACUGGUUUAGACUGAAUAGUGAACUAGCUAGUUAGUAAUGAAAUCAGACUGGUUUAGACUGAAUAGUGAACUAGCUAGUUAGUAAUGAAAUCAGACUGGUUUAGACUGAAUAGUGAACUAGCUAGUUAGUAAUGAAAUCAGGACUGGUUUAGACUGAAUAGUGAACUAGCUAGUUAGUAAUGAAAUCAGGACUGGUUUAGACUGAAUAGUGAACUAGCUAGUUAGUAAUGAAAUCGACUGGUUUAGACUGAAUAGUGAACUAGCUAGUUAGUAAUGAAAUCAGACUGGUUUAGACUGAAUAGUGAACUAGCUAGUUAGUAAUGAAAUCAGACUGGUUUAGACUGAAUAGUGAACUAGCUAGUUAGUAAUGAAAUCAGACUGGUUUAGACUGAAUAGUGAACUAGCUAGUUAGUAAUGUAGUAAGUAGUGUAAAGGGAUGAUUGGUGUUUUUCUCUCAGUGGAAUUAGAAAAAAAACUUACUGGAAUCUUUGAAUGCUGUUUUCUCACUUUAUACUUUUUUUUGGCUGAAGUCAACUUUAAAAGCCCAUAACUCAAGUUCUGAUAAAGAUAUCUCAGUGAUUUUAAAAAGAUCCGAAGUUUUCCGAAGUUUUCAGACGCAAUAUCAACGCAAUAUCCAUGUAUUUCAGUGUCUAAGACUGCCAUGUAGAUAUUAUACAAUUGUAAAGCGAAUUUGGGUCCUUUUUAAAAAGUGCGAUAUAAAUACUGUUUUUAUUAUUAAAACUUUUAACUUUUUUAUUUAAUUUUCAAGGUGCUGGUAGACUCGGUCUGCAGUGACACUCCCUCCCCCGCCAGCGCCUGGCCCUCCUCCUCGUCCUCCUCAGGCUCGAACUCUGCAGCCGGCAGCAGCUCCGGCUCCGGCAGCGACCCCGAGCUCACCUCAGAAUGCAUGGACGCAGACUCCGCCUCUAGCUCGGGCUCGGAGAAGAACUUGGCCGCCACGAUGAUGGUGGCCGCCACCGCGACAUCGUCCGUGUCAUCGGCCAGCGCUAACGGAGACGGAGACGGUAACAGGAACCGGCAGCAGGGGCGGAACCGCUUCUCCCCGCUAACGGUGGUUAACGGCAGCGCCCCUCCCGGGAGCGACGGUGGCGAUGACGUAAUAACGUGUAACGGGGCGGUGAAGGGCCCGUGGGGUGGCGUGGCUAACGGCUCCACGAUGAACAUCGGCCCCAACGACGACGACGCCGCCGCCGCCGCCGACGGUAGCCACGCCAACAAGCUGAGCCCCUGGGCGUCGGCCAAUGGAAUGGAGGUGACCCCCAGCACUUUGAACCCAAAGGCUAACCGCAGUGCCUGGCCCGACCCCCAGGGACCCCCUGCCUGUAAGAUUGGCCUGCAGGGAGGUUCUCUGGGCUGGGGAGGGAUGCAGCCGGGCAGCCUCUCUCCGUCUCUGGCUGAACAGCGACACGACCUCCUGAACGGUACUACUGUCAAGGCUCGCCACCUUAACACCGAAGCAACCAACGGACCAAAUAACACUACUAACGCCGUCGACACCUCUAGUUUACCAAACUCUACAGGCGGCUCCGUGCAGAUGAGCGAGCCCGGCUCUGGGCUGCGUUCCUGGGGAGCCGGUGGAGGAGGAGUGGGGUCAGCCCCUGGAGAUCAGCUCUCCAACGGGCCCCUGUCUGGCACCCAGCAACCCCGCAGCGAGGGCCUGGCAGGGGGCUUCUCCAUGCCCUGGGGGGCCUCGGGCCCUGGAGACACUGUGAACGGCCAGGGACGGGGCCAGUCCUCCCCUGCUGCUACUACUGCUGCUUACAAUGGUAAUAAUAACAGCAAGGCCCCUGGAGGGAGGUGGGACUCUGGCCCAGCUGCAUCCCCCCUUCCUCACAACCCUGUCCUUGGGGGCCGGAGUGGGGAGCAAUGGGAACGGAGUGGGUCCUGACGGGAUCCCCCGACCGCGGGGCGGCGGCGCCGCCUCCUCUUCCUCCUCCUCCUCCUCUUCUUCGUCCGGCUCCUCCUCCAACAGGCAGCCCUCCAAUGGGGAGUGGAGCUCGUUGCCCGGCAACAACUCUCGGCAUUCCGGCGACGGCCGGAAGCCAGGGGGAGGAGCCAACGGCUGGAAGAGCCUCGAAGAUGACGCCCUCGGGAUGGGAGGAGGAGCGAGAGGAGGAGUGCAGGGACCUCCGAGAGGGUGCUGGGGGAGGUCUGGAGGCAGCGAGGGGAGUGGGGAGAGCUCUGGAGGUCCUAACUCCGACGGGGACAGGAACGACCCCCGUCGAAGAGGCCCCCUCCCUGGGUCAACUCAGCCAGUCCUCUCCAGCUCAGACGUGGACCCUCGCGUCCUCUGCAACACCGGCUGGGGCCAGACCCCAGUACGCCAGAACACCGCCUGGGACGUCACCUCUCCCGCCCCCAGACCUGACGACAGGAAGCCCAGUAACGGAGGCCCCGGCUGGGGCUCGGCAGGCCACAAAGCACCCUCUCAGACCUCCAGCUCUGGAGGAUGGGGGGACGGGCCGGGCAACAACGCAGGCCCAGAGUCAGGAGGGUCUGGCUGGGCGGAGCGGAAGGCCUUGUCUGGGUGUGGAGACAGAGACACCACUGGAGGAGAGGGGAGAUGGGAGGAUGGAAGCUCCUUUAAGAACAACAGCAACUCCUCCUCUAGCUGGGGGGACAGCCAGAAGGAGGACCGCUCCAACACCUGGACCAACGCUCCUAAACCCCAAAAGCAGGGCUGGGGCGCCCCUAGUGGUGGUGGUGGUGGGGGGAGACCGCUCCAGAGGAGGAGGGGGGCAGCUACUGGGGCCAGCCCCAGAAGACUAGCGGGUCUGGGGGAUGGGACAACGACAGCGACCGCUCAGGGUCUGGAGGAUGGGGCGAGCCCGGCCGUCCGGCCAACACCAACACACACCCCAGCAGCAGCAGCAGCACCUGGGGCGGCAGCGGAGGGUCCAGCACGCCCGAUCAGACCCACGGCAACAACCCCAACAACCUCACUCUGGCUGGGGAGAGCCCCCCAAGCCCCAGCCCCAGAACCACCCGACCCAGGGGGGCUGGGGAGAGCCAGCCAUGAAGCCCAGCCACCCCUCUCAGAGCUGGGGUGACCCGGCGCCUAAACCCUGCCCCUCCGAGUGGGGUAAAGGCCCAGACUCUAACCCCAACCCCGGCCCGGACCCUAGAGGACCUCCCCCAGGCCCCGGGGGUUCCAAACCCAGCGGCUGGAUGGGGGGGGCGGCGGUCCCCGCUGGACCGUCCCAUCAGGAGGAAGAGUCUACGGGAUGGGAGGAGCCCAGUCCGGAGUCGGUGAGGAGGAGGAUGGAGAUCGAUGACGGGACCGCCGCGUGGGGAGACCCGAGCAAAUACAACUGCAGCGGGGUUAAUAUGUGGAACAAGACCAGCCAAUCAGAGCAGGACGCCAUGGCCAUGACCACACCCCCCCAGCCCCAGCAGCAGCCCCCCCCACCCCAGAACAGCGUGGCCAACAAGGACAAGACCUGCAGCCCUGGUGAGUGGAGGGGACUGUACACUCACACUGUAUGGACCACACACACACACACACACACACCGUACACACACACACCACACACACACACCGUACACCACACACACACCACACACACACACCGUACACACACACACCACACGCACACACCACACACACACACACCACACACACACACCACCACACACACACACCCACACGCGCACACCACACACACACACACACACACACCACACCCAAACACCACACACACACCACACACCACACACACACACACACCCACAUUGUGUCCUACACCUCCCCUUAGUGUGUGUUUCAGGGCUUUUAUGGUGGCGUCAUCCUUCUGGAAUGUUCUAAGCAUUGAUUUUCUCCCUCUGAGCUGAGAGCGCAGACAGAAACACAGACCUUUGUUUGGCCUGAAAUACAGAGUUCCAGAGGAUGGGGAGACUGCAGAGAAAGGGGGGAGACUGGAGAGGAAAAGGGGGAGACUGAGAGGAAAGGGGAGACUUAGGAAAAGGAGGGAGACUGAGAAAAGGAGGGUAGACCGAGGACGGGGGGAGACUGAGAGGAAAGGGGUGAGACUGAGAGGAAAGUGGGAGAUGAGAGGAAAGGGGAGACUGAGAGGAAAGGGGUAGCUGAGAUGAAAGGGGGUAGACUGAGAGAAAGUGGGGGAGGGGAAGUGAAUGGAAAGGGGGGAAACUGAGAGGAACGGGGAGACUGAGAGAAAGGGGAGACUGAAGGAAAGUGGGGGAGGAUUGAGAGGAAGGGGGGAGACUGAGAGAAAGUGGGGGAGACUGAGGGAAAGGGGGAGAGACUGAGAGAAAGGGGGAAGACUGAGAGAAAGGUGGGAGAGACUGAAGAAGUGGGGAGACUGAGGAAAGGGUGGAGAGACUGAGAGAAAGGGGGGAGACGAGAGAAAUGGGGGAGACUGAGAGAAGUGGGGAGAUGAAGAAAGGGUGGAGAGACUGGACGAAGGGGGAGACUGAGAGAAAGGGGAGACUGAGGAUGAGGGGAGACUGAGAGGAAGGGUGGGAGAGGGAACUGAGAGGAAGGGGGGAGACUGAGAGGAAGGGGGGAGACUGGGAGACAGAGAAAGGGGGGAGACUGAAGAAGGGGGGACUGAGAGAAGAGGGGAGACGAGAGGAAAGGGGGAGAGACUGAAGGAAAGGGGGGAGACUGAGAGAAAGGGGGGCGACUGAGAAAGGGCAGACAGAAAGGGGAGAGACUGAGAAAAAGGGGAGAGACUGGGAGAAAGGGGGAGAGACUGAGAGGAAAUGGGGGACUGAUGAGGAGGAGAGAGGAGGAGACUGAGAGGAAGGGGGAACUGAGGGGAAAGGGGAGACUGAGAGGGAAAGGGGGAGAGACUGAGAGGAAAGGGGGAGAGACUGAGAGGAAAGGGGGAGACUGAGAGAAAGGGGGGAGACUGAGAGGAAAGGGGGGAGACUGAGAGGAAAGGGGGAGACUGAGAGGAAAGGGGGAGACUGAGAGGAAGGGGGGAGACAGAGAAAGGGGAGAGACUGAGAGGAAAGGGGGAGAGACUGAGAGAAAGUGGGGAGAGACUGAGAGAAAGUUGUAAGUCGCUCUGGAUAAGAAAAUGUAAAUGUAAAGUGGGGAGACUGAGAGAAAGGGGGGAGAGAAGCCCUCCGCGGACAGCGUUUAACCAGUCAGCUACUGAUAACAGAAGCCCUCCGCGGACAGCGUUUAACCAGUCAGCUACUGAUAACAGAAGCCCUCCGCGGACAGCGUUUAACCAGUCAGCUACUGAUAACAGAAGCCCUCCACGGACAGCGUUUAACCAGCCCAGCUACUGAUAACAGAAGCCCUCCGCGGACAGCGUUUAACCAGUCAGCUACUGAUAACAGAAGCCCUCCGCGGACAGCGUUUAACCAGUCAGCUACUGAUAACAGAAGCCCUCCACGGACAGCGUUUAACCAGUCAGCUACUGAUAACAGAAGCCCUCCUCGGACAGCGUUUAACCAGCCCAGCUACUGAUAACAGAAGCCCUCCUCGGACAGCGUUUAACCAGUCAGCUACUGAUAACAGAAGCCCUCCUCGGACAGCGUUUAACCAGCCCAGCUACUGAUAACAGAAGCCCUCCGCGGACAGCGUUUAACCAGCCCAGCUACUGAUAACAGAAGCCCUCCUCGGACAGCGUUUAACCAGCCCAGCUACUGAUAACAGAAGCCCUCCUCGGACAGCGUUUAACCUGUCAGCUACUGAUAACAGAAGCCCUCCUCGGACAGCGUUUAACCAGCCCAGCUACUGAUAACAGAAGCCCUCCACAGACAGCGUUUAAGCAGUCAGCUACUGAUAACAGAAGCCCUCCGCGGACAGCGUUUAACCCAGUCAGCUACUGAUAACAGAAGCCCUCCACGGACAGCGUUAGUGUGUGUGUGAUAGGUCAGUCACAUGGGACAUUGGAGCAGCGAUCAGCUCUAUUUCUACUGAGGGUGGGGGAGGGGGGGGGGGGGGCAGAGACCUGGAGUCACACACAGACACACACACACACACACACACAGACACUCAAACACACACACAGACACACACACACACACACACACUCAAACACACACACACACAGUCAGUCAGUGUAAGUAAACAAAGCUUACAUAAGCGUGUUGCUACGGGGUCUCCUGGUGACCAGAGCAGGGGUCUCUGAACAGGGCAGUUCUCUACUACCAUACACAGAACUGCUGAACAAAAUGCCACCCUAUUCCCUAUAUAGUGCACUACUUUAGACCAGAGAAUGGCACCCUAUUCCCUAUAUAGUGCACUACUUUAGACCAGAGAAUGGCACCCUAUUCCCUACAUAGUGCACUACUUUAGACCAGAGCCCUAUGACACCCUAUUCCCUACAUAGUGCACUACUUUUGACCAGAGAAUGGCACCCUAUUCCCUACAUAGUGCACUACUUUAGACCAGAGCCCUAUGACACCCUAUUCCCUACAUAGUGCACUACUUUUGACCAGAGAAUGGCACCCUAUUCCCUAUAUAGUGCACUACUUUAGACCAGAGCCCUAUGACACCCCUAUUCCCUACAUAGUGCACUACUUUAGACCAGAGCUCUAUGGAACCCUAUUCCCUACAUAGUGCACUACUUUAGACCAGAGAAUGGCACCCUAUUCCCUACAUAGUGCACUACUUUAGACCAGAGCUCUAUGACACCCUAUUCCCUAUAUAGUGCACUACUUUAGACCAGAGAAUGGCACCCUAUUCCCUACAUAGUGCACUACUUUAGACCAGAGAAUGGCACCCUAUUCCCUAUAUAGUGCACUACUUUAGACCAGAGCUCUAUGACACCCUAUUCCCUACAUAGUGCACUACUUUAGACCAGAGCUCUAUGGAACCCUAUUCCCUAUAUAGUGCACUACUUUAGACCAGAGCUCUAUGGAACCCUAUUCCCUAUAUAGUGCACUACUUUAGACCAGAGCUCUAUGGAACCCUAUUCCCUACAUAGUGCACUACUUUUGACCAGGACCAGAGGCGCACCUCGUCCAUUUGUUCAUUCAUUCAUUUUCAUCGUUGGCAAGACGGCACACACAGAUACAGGCCUCUAUACAAUCACACAGAUACAGGCCUCUAUAAAAUCACACAGACACAGGCCUCUAUAAAAUCACACACAGAUACAGGCCUCUAUAAAAUCACACACAGAUACUGGCCUCUAUAAAAUCACACACAGAUACAGGCCUCUAUAAAAUCACACACAGAUACAGGCCUCUAUAAAAUCACACACAGAUACAGGCCUCUAUAACAUCACACAGAUACAGGCCUCUAUAACAUCACACAGAUACAGGCCUCUAUAACAUCACACAGACACAGGCCUCUAUAAAAUCACACAGAUACAGGCCUCUAUACAAUCACACAGAUACAGGCCUCUAUACCAUCACACAGACACAGGCCUCUAUAAAAUCACACAGAUACAGGCCUCUAUACAAUCACACAGAUACAGGCCUCUAUAACAUCGCACAGAUACAGGCCUCUAUAAAAUCUGCAUCGCAGAGAACGCAGACAGAAUCAUGGAAUCCAGACACUAAAACUGAAUUCAACAAUAUUCAAACGUAUUGAACUUAGUAGGGAAUCAACUAAAUGUAUUGAACUUAGUAGGGAAUCAACUAAAUGUAUUGAACUUAGUAGGGAAUCAACUAAAUGUAUUGAACUUAGUAGGGAAUCAACUAAAUGUAUUGAACUUAGUAGGGAAUCAACUAAAUGUAUUGAACUUAGUAGGGAAUCAACUAAAUGUAUUGAAAAUUAGUGAAUUUUCCUACCGUUAUUGUAAGACAUGAACAGAAUGCAUCAGGUGAUUUCGUAUUUUCUGCAACUUUCUGAAGAGGCAACGAGAAUUCCCCGUCUUUCUGUGUGGCGCGCGCAUCUAGCACUCUGUGUAACCGUUAGCGACGCAUCUAGCACUCUGUGUAACCGUUAGCGACGCAUCUAGCACUCUGUGUAACCGUUAGCGACGCAUCUAGCACUCUGUGUAACCGUUAGCGACGCAUCUAGCACUCUGUGUAACCGUUAGCGACGCAUCUAGCACUCUGUGUAACCGUUAGCGAUGACGCUGAUGAAGACAGUCUUCUGGCAGAGAUGGAAAGGCUUUAGCCCCAAAAAAACUCUCAAUUAAAAUGUGAACUACAAAGUAGCCCAUGUUUACCAUGGCAGAACGAUAUCACGAUUAGUUUUCAUCAAUCCACUGGGUAUUUGUUUUGCUCUACCGUCCCAAGUGCGCUACAAAAAACACACAGCUAAACAACAGCCUCUUGCUAGGCGCUACAUAAACACACAGCUAAACAACAGCCUCUUGCUAGGCGCUACAUAAACACACAGCUAAACAACAGCCUCUUGCUAGGCGCUACAUAAACACACAGCUAAACAACAGCCUCUUGCUAGGCGCUACAUAAACACAGCUAAACAACAGCCUCUUGCUUGGCGCUACAUAAACACAGCUAAACAACAGCCUCUUGCUAGGCGCUACAUAAACACACAGCUAAACAACAGCCUCUUGCUAGGCGCUACAUAAACACAGCUAAACAACAGCCUCUUGCUAGGUGCUACAUAAACACACAGCUAAACAACAGCCUCUUGCUAGGCGCUACAUAAACACAGCUAAACAACAGCCUCUUGCUAGGCGCUACAUAAACACAGCUAAACAACAGCCUCUUGCUAGGCGCUACAUAAACACAGCUAAACAACAGCCUCUUGCUAGGCGCUACAUAAACACACAGCUAAACAACAGCCUCUUGCUAGGCGCUACAUAAACACACAGCUAAACAACAGCUUCUUGCUAGGCGCUACAUAAACACAGCUAAACAACAGCCUCUUGCUAGGCGCUACAUAAACACACAGCUAAACAACAGCCUCUUGCUAGGCGCUACAUAAACACAGCUAAACAACAGCCUCUUGCUAGGCGCUACAUAAACACAGCUAAACAACAGCCUCUUGCUAGGCGCUACAUAAACACAGCUAAACAACAGCCUCUUGCUAGGCGCUACAUAAACACACAGCUAACCAACAGCCUCUUGCUAGGCGCUACAUAAACACAGCUAAACAACAGCCUCUUGCUAGGCGCUACAUAAACACAGCUAAACAACAGCCUCUUGCUAGGCGCUACAUAAACACAGCUAAACAACAGCCUCUUGCUAGGCGCUACAUAAACACACAGCUAAACAACAGCCUCUUGCUUAGGCGCUACAUAAACACAGCUAAACAACAGCCUCUUGCUAGGUGCUACAUAAACACACAGCUAAACAACAGCCUCUUGCUAGGCGCUACAUAAACACACAGCUAAACAACAGCCUCUUGCUAGGCGCUACAUAAACACAGCUAAACAACAGCCUCUUGCUAGGCGCUACAAAAACACACAGCUAAACAACAGCCUCUUGCUAGGCGCUACAUAAACACAGCUAAACAACAGCCUCUUGCUAGGCGCUACAUAAACACAGCUAACCAACAGCCUCUUGCUAGGUGCUCACUUCAAUUAAAGGGGAACUACACCCAUAAACACAGCUAAACAACAGCCUCUUGCUAGGUGCUCACUUCAAUUAAAGGGGAACUACACCCAUAAACACAGCUAAACAACAGCCUCUUGCUAGGUGCUCACUUCAAUUAAAGGGGAACUACACCCAUAAACACAGCUAAACAACAGCCUCUUGCUAGGUGCUCACUUCAAUUAAAGGGGAACUACACCCAUAAACACAGCUAAACAACAGCCUCUUGCUAGGUGCUCACUUCAAUUAAAGGGGAACUACACCCAUAAACACAGCUAAACAACAGCCUCUUGCUAGGUGCUCACUUCAAUUAAAGGGGAACUACACCCAUAAACACAGCUAAACAACAGCCUCUUGCUAGGUGCUACAUAAACACAGCUAAACAACAGCCUCUUGCUAGGUGCUCACUUCAAUUAAAGGGGAACUACACCCAUAAACACAGCUAAACAACAGCCUCUUGCUAGGUGCUCACUUCAAUUAAAGGGGAACUACACCCAUAAACACAGCUAAACAACAGCCUCUUGCUAGGUGCUCACUUCAAUUAAAGGGGAACUACACCCAUAAACACAGCUAACCAACAGCCUCUCGCUAGGUGCUCACUUCAAUUAAAGGGGAACUACACCCAUAAACACAGCUAAACAACAGCCUCUUGCUAGGUGCUCACUUCAAUUAAAGGGGAACUACACCCAUAAACACAGCUAAACAACAGCCUCUUGCUAGGUGCUACAUAAACACAGCUAAACAACAGCCUCUUGCUAGGUGCUCACUUCAAUUAAAGGGGAACUACACCCAUAAACACAGCUAAACAACAGCCUCUUGCUAGGUGCUCACUUCAAUUAAAGGGGAACUACACCCAUAAACACAGCUAAACAACAGCCUCUUGCUAGGUGCUCACUUCAAUUAAAGGGGAACUACACCCAUAAACACAGCUAAACAACAGCCUCUUGCUAGGUGCUCACUUCAAUUAAAGGGGAACUACACCCAUAAACACAGCUAAACAACAGCCUCUUGCUAGGUGCUCACUUCAAUUAAAGGGGAACUACACCCAUAACCACAGCUAAACAACAGCCUCUUGCUAGGCGCUCACUUCAAUUAAAGGGUAACUACACCCAUAACCACAGCUAAACAACAGCCUCUUGCUAGGCGCUCACUUCAAUUAAAGGGGUAACUACACCCAUAAACACAGCUAAACAACAGCCUCUUGCUAGGUGCUCACUUCAUUAAAGGGGAACUACACCCAUAAACACAGCUAAACAACAGCCUCUUGCUAGGUGCUCACUUCAAUUAAAGGGGAACUGCACCCAUAAACACAGCUAAACAACAGCCUCUUGCUAGGCGCUCACUUCAAUUAAAGGGGAACUACACCCAUAACCACAGCUAAACAACAGCCUCUUGCUAGGUGCUCACUUCAAUUAAAGGGGAAACGGAAACCUGAAAAAAAAAAAAAAAAAUGGUGAAAACUGAAUCGGGCAAAGAAAUCAAAUCAGCGUUUUUCUAGCGCUCUACAGAUCUGUGACGAGGCUAGAAACCCAGUUGGUCUUCCUAUUGAUCUAUUGGAGUCAGUACAACAUUAGUCUUCUAUUGAUCUAUUGGAGUCAGUACAACAUUAGUCUUCUAUUGAUCUAUUGGAGUCAGUACAACAUUAGUCUUCUAUUGAUCUAUAGGAGUCAGUACAACAUUAGUCUUCUAUUGAUCUAUUGGAGUCAGUACAACAUUAGUCUUCUAUUGAUCUAUUGGAGUCAGUACAACAUUAGUCUUCUAUUGAUCUAUUGGAGUCAGUACAACAUUAGUCUUCUAUUGAUCUAUUGGAGUCAGUACAACAUUAGUCUUCUAUUGAUCUAUUGGAGUCAGUACAACAUUAGUCUUCUAUUGAUCUAUUGGAGUCAGUACAACAUUAGUCUUCUAUUGAUCUAUUGGAGUCAGUACAACAUUAGUCUUCUAUUGAUCUAUUGGAGUCAGUACAACAUUAGUCUUCUAUUGGAGUCAGUACAACAUUAGUCUUCUAUUGAUCUAUUGGAGUCAGAAAAAACAUUAGUUUCUAUUGGAGUCAGUAAAACAUUAGUUUUUCUAUAGGUCGUAACAUUAGUCUUCUUUGGGGUAGUAAACAUUAGUCUUCUAUAGGAUCAAAACAUUAGUUUUCAUGGAGAAAGUACACUUUAGUCUUCUUUUGAUCUUAGGAGUCAGACAACAUAGUUUUUAUUGAUUAUAGGAGUCAGAAACAUUAGUCUUCUAUGGAUUUUAAAACAUUACCCUUUAUUUCUAUUGAGCAAAACAUUAUCUUUAUUGAUCUUUUGGAGCAGAAAACAUUAGUCUUCUUUUGAUCUAGGGAUCGACAACAUUAGUCUUUUUUGGAGUCGUACAAAAUUAGUCUUCUAUGGGUAUAAACAUUAGUCUUCUUUUGGAGUCAGUAAAAAACAUUUUUUUCUAUGGAGCCCGUAAAAACUUAUCUUCUUUUGGAUCAGACAACAUUAUUCUUUUUUGGAGUCAUUAAACCCAUUAGUUUCUUUGAUUGGAGUCAAACCAUUAUCUAUUGAUCAAAAAUAGUACAACAGGGGUCUUCUUUGUCUUUUGGAUAGUCAACAUUAUCUUCUUUUUAUCUAUAGAUCAUACAAAUUAGCCCUUUUGAUCAAGGGAGUCAGUACAACAGCAGAGUCCAGAAGGGACUGGUACCGUCAUUAGGAAUUCCAUUUUACUCCCUCCCUCCUCCCCUCUCUUUUCUCUCUCUCCCCCCCUCCAUUUUGGGGUGACGGUUCGGGGGUCCCCAGAAAAUGGAGUCAGGAAGUGGCCGACCCGUCAGGCCCCCUUCUUUGGACAAAGGGACAUCGGCCGGGGGGAAACCCAGGAACCCUCCACGGGAGGAGCUGGGACACAGGGGGAAAAGGGGGGGGGGAAAACCCUGGGGGACGGGGGCGGGGGAAGGGGAAACCAAAAAACCAAAACAACCGGGUGGGCCCACCCCUAAACCCGGGGGAGAAGCCCCCCCAAAACCGGGAAAAAGGAGGAAAAGGCCCCCCCCCCGGGGGAAAACCCCCCCCCCUUUUUUUUAAAACCGGCCAAAAAACCCAAAAGGGGGGACACCCCUUUUUUAAAAACCCAAAAGGACCCCAAGGGGGAAAAAACCCUUCCCCCUUUAAAACCAACAAGGAAAGAAAAGGGACACCCCCUUUCCUUUAAAACCAGACAGGAAGAAGAAAACCCCCAACGUCCCCUCCUCUUUUCCCAACGACAGAGAGAAAACCAGAACCCCCUCCCCCUUUUUUAAAAAACCAAAAGGAGAGAGCACCAACCUUAAAGCCCCCCCUUCUCCUUUUUACAACCAGGACAGAAAAGGACCCAACCGGGUGGCACCCCUUCUCCUUUUAAAACCAGGACAAAGGCCCCAAACCUGGGGCAGUCCCUCUCUUUUUUACAACAGGACAGAGGGGAAGGGACCCCAACCGGUGAGACAGUCCCCUUUUCCUUUUACUACCGGGGACAGAGGGGAGAGACCCCAAACCCUGGUGAGACAGUCCCCUCCCCUUUUAAACCCAGGGAAAAAGAGAGAGAACCAACCUGGUGAGACAGCCCCCCUCCUCCUUUAAAACCCAGGCCCGAGAGAGACCCAACCUUAGACACCCCCCUCUCCCCUUUUUACAACCAGGACGAGAAGAGACACAACCCCCCGGGUGAGAAAAUCCCCCUCUCCUUUACAACCGGGACAGAGGGAAAACCCCUGGGAGACACCCCCUUCCCCUUUUUUAAAACCAGGAAGAGAGAGAGAAAACCCCCCGGGGAAAAACCCCCUUCCCUUUACAACCAGGACAGAAGAGGGGACACCAAGGUGAGACGUCCCUCCCCCUUUUUAAACCCCGGGGAAGAGAGAGAAAGGGGGGAGACCCCAAACCUUAAACACCCCCCCCAACCGGGAAAAGGGGGCCCCCAACCGGGAGAAAGCCCCCCCCUUUUAAAACCGGGGAAAAAGGGAGAAACACCAACCUGGUGAGACAGUCCCCUCUCUCCUUUUACUACCAGGACAGAGAGAGAACACCAACCUGGUGAGACAGUCCCCUCUCUCCUUUUACAACCAGGACAGAAGAGAGAGACACCAACCUGGUGAGACAGUCCCCUCUCUCCUUUUACAACCAGGACAGAGGAGACACCAACCUGGUGAGACAGUCCCCUCUCUCCUUUUACAACCAGGACAAGAGAGAGAGAGAGACACCAACCUGGUGAGAAGUCCCCUCUCUCCUUUUACAACCAGGACAGGAGAGAGAACACCAACCUGGUGAGACAGUCCCCUCUCUCCUUUUACCCCAGGACAAAGAGAGAGGGGAACACCCCCGGUGAGACGCCCCCUCCCCCUUUUUAAACCAACAGAAAGGAGACACCAACCUGGUGAGACAGUCCCCUCUCUCCUUUUACACCGGAAGAGAAAAAAACCACCAACCUUGGAAGCCCCCCUUCCCACAAAGACAAAAGAGGAAAAAACCGGUGAGACAGUCCCUCCCUUUUUACACCAGGACAGAGGAGAAACCCCCGGGGGUGAGCAGUCCCCUCUCUCCUUUAAACCCAGGACAGAAGGAGAAAACCUGGAGCAUCCCCUUCCCCACAACCAAAAGGGGAGCCCCCCCCUUUUCCCCCCUUCCCAAAACCCAAGGGGAAGAGCCCCCCUUAACAGCCCCCCAAAAGGAAAAACCCAAGGGGCCCCCCCUUCCCCCCCAAAACCCAGGAAGAGACACACCAACCUGGGAGACAUCCCCUUCCCUUAUACCAGGAAAAAAGGGAAAAACACAACCUGAACAUCCCCCUCUCCUUAAAAACCAACAGGAAAAAAAAAAACCCCCCGGGUAACACCCCUUAUGACCUUUUAUUUUAUUUUUCCCCUUAAAAAACAAUUAACGGGAAAAAUUUUUAUUUGCCCCUUUAAAACCCCAAAACCGGCCCACUUUCCUUUUGGCGCCCUUCCCAAAAAAAUUCAGGCCUUUUUUUAAUUUUUUUUUUAAAUUUUUAAAAGGGAGCUAAGAAAAAAAUCUUUUUAAAUGACGGCCACCCCCCAACCCCCACAGGGGGGGCCCAGUCCCCCCUUCCCCCAACACCCUGUUCCCGGCCCCGGGGGUUCUUAUCCCUGCCUGGUCUUCGGGCCCACCCCCUCUGGGCCAAUCCAAAAACCCUCCCCUUUCUCCGGUCUACCCCUCUUCUCCCCCGGGUUUCCUACCCCCUCCCCCUUCCCCCCUUUGGGGGUUCCUAUCCCCCCCUCUCUCCGGGUCCCUCUCCAGGCCCUUUCCCCUUUUUCUCCCCAGGUCCUAUCCCUCUUCUCCCCAGGCCUACCCCCCCUUCUCUCUCCCCCCACCCCCUUUUUCCUCCCCGGUCCUUCCCUCUUUUCCAGGCCUUUUCCCCCCUUUUCCCCUCCUCCAGGUCCACCCCUUUUUCCUCCCGGGUCCCUCCCGGCCUACCCCCUUUCUCUCCCCGGUCUAUCCCCUUUUCCCCCAGGCCUUCCCCCUUUCUCCAGGUCCUUCCCCUUUUUCUCUCUCCGGGUCUAUCCCCUCUUCUUUUCCAGGUCCUACCCCCUUUCUCCCCAGGUCUACCCCCUUUCUCCCCCGGCCUAUCCCCUCUUCUUCUCCGGCCCUUCCCUCUUCUCUUUCCGGGUCCAUCCCCUCUUUUUUCCCAGGUCCUUCCCCUUUUCCCUUUUUCCCCCCCGGCCCUAUCCCUCCUCUCUCCGGGUCUACCCCCCUCUUCUUCCCGGGGGCCUUUCCCCUUUUCCUCUUCCGGCCCACCCCCUCUUCUCUUCCAGGUCCUAUCCCCCCCUUCCUUCCGGUCCACCCCCCCCCUCCUUCCCCCUCCAGGUCCACCCCCUCUUCUCCUCCGUCCUAUCCCUCUUUUUCUCUCCAGGUCCUACCCCCCUUCCCCUUCCGGCCCUAUCCCCCUUCCUUCGGGCCCCUAUCCCCUCUUCUCUCCGGUCCAUCCCCUCUCCUCUCCGGGCCUAUCCCCCCCUCUCCCCCGGGCCCCAUCCCCUUUCUCUCCGGGCCUACCCCCUCUUCUCUCCCCGGGUCCACCCCCUCUUCUCUCCCCGGGCCCUAUCCCCCUCCUCUCCCCCCCUCCUUCCCCCCUUCUCUCCCCGGGGUCUAUCCCCUCUUUUCUCCGGGCCCUACCCUCUUUCUUCCGGUCCACCCCCUCUUUUUCCUCCGGGUCCUUCCCCCUUUUUCCCCUCCGGGCCCACCCCCUUUUCCCUCCGGGUCCCCCCCCUUUCUCUCUCCCAGGCCCUUCCCCUCUUCUCUCUCCGGGUCCUAUCCCCUCUUUCUCUCCGGGUCCUAUCCCCUCUUCUCUCUCCGGGUCCUAUCCCCUCUUCUCUCUCCGGGGUCCAUCCCCCCUUUCUCUCCCGGGUCCUAUCCCCUCUUUUUCUCCCCGGGCCCUAUCCCCCUUUUCUCUCCCGGGGCCUACCCCCUUUUCUCUCUGGGGCCCCUUCCCUCCCCCUUCCCUCUUCUCCCCAUUUCUUCCCCCCCUCUCCCCGGGGCCACCUUUUUCCCCCCCCCCAGGUCUACCCCUCUUCUCUCCCCGGGUUUUUCCCCCCCCUCUCUCCCCAGUCCUAUCCCCCCUUCUCUCUCCGGGCCCUAUCCCCUCCUCCUCCCAGGUCCAUCCCCCCCUUUCCCCGGGCCCUACCCCCCCCUCUUUUCCCCGGGUCCACCCCUCUUCUCCUCCGGGCCCUCCCUUUCUCCUAGGUCCUACCCCCUUUUUUAUCCCCCCCUUUUUUGGCUAUCUCUUCUCUUGGGGGAAAAAAAGGGGGGGAGGGGGGGAAGGCAUCCCCCCCUUUCCCCUCCCGGUCCCCCCCCUUUCCCCUCCCGGGUCCACCCCUCCCCCUUCCAUCCUACCCCCCUUUUUUCCUCACCCCCCCUCCCCCCCUCCCCCUUUUACCCCUCCCCCCCAUCCCUAUCCCCUCUUCUCUCCUCCCCCCCCCCCCGCCCCCUCCAUCCUUUUCCCUUUUUCCCCCCUUCCCCCUCCUACCCCUCCCCCCCGGGGGUCUACCCCCCUUUCCUCCCCACCUUCCCCCCUUUCCUUUUUCCAGCCUACCCCUCCCCCUUCCUUCCGGCCACCCCUUUUCCCCCUCUGGGGGCCAUCCCCUUUUCCCCACCUACCCCCCCCUUUUUUUUUCCCUCCUAUCCCCUUUCUCUCUCCGGGCCCCCUUUUUCCCUUCCAGGUCCUAUCCCCUCCUUCUCUCUCCAGGUCCUAUCCCCUCUUCUCUCUCCAGGUCCUAUCCCCUCUUUUUCCCCCAGGCCCUUUUCCCUUUCUCUCCCCGGGGCCAUCCCCUCUUCUUCUCGGGUCCUAUCCCCCCUUCUUCCCCAGGUCCUACCCCCCUCUUCCCCUCCGGUCCUACCCCCCCUUUUCCUCCCCCACCUUUCCCCCCCCCUUCUCUCCCCGGCCCAUCCCCCCUUCUCUCUCCGGUCCAUCCCCUUCUCUCCCAGGUCUCCCUUUCUCUCUCCGGGCCCUUCCCCCCCCCUUUUAGGUUUUUUUUUCCCCGGGAAAAUUUUCUUUCCAGGUCCACCCCCUCUUCUUUUUUCCCGGGCCCCUUCCCCUUUCCCCCCGGGGUCCUAUCCCCUGUUCUUCCGGCCCUAUCCCCUUUCUUUCCCGGGCCUCCCCCCUCUUCCCCCCGGGGGGAAAAUUUUUUUUUUUAAAAAAGGCCAGUUUUCCCUCUUCUUUCCCAGGUUCUUUCCCCCGUUCCUCCCCCUGUCUCUCUCCGGGUUUCAUCCCCCUGUUCUCUCCCCCCGUUUUCCCCAGGUCUAUCCCCGUUCUUCCCCCGUCUCCCCCGGGUCCACCCCCCAUCUUCUCGGGUUCAUCCCCCUGUUCUCUCCCCCCGUCUCUCUCCAGGUCCCAAGCCCAUGCAGCCCAUGCAGCAGGAGAGUAGUAGCUGGUGUGGGGAGGAGGUGUCGUGCCAGUCCAGCUGGGAGCCAGAGGAGGAGGUGGAGAUUGGGAUGUGGAGCAACACCCCUAGUCACAGAGCAGGGGAGGACGGCCAGAGCAGCCCCGUCGGACAAAAAGGAACAAUGGCCCACAGCAACACAGCUGGAACUACAUGA
Molecule: messenger RNA, 32341 nt
Organism: Coregonus sp. 'balchen'
Lineage: Eukaryota; Metazoa; Chordata; Actinopteri; Salmoniformes; Salmonidae
Source: the annotation of a GenBank genome assembly